CAUGUCGUUAAUGCAUAUGUACUGUAACGAAGUAAACAAGAAAGUAACAGAUAGAAUAGAAGAUACUAAAUUUAUGUGUGAUAAUAGAUGUUCGCGUACAUAAUGCUUUAUAAUGUCACGUUAUCAUCCGUUAGAAAUGUGUUAAAUUAAAUGCUUAUGAUCAAGCUUAUGACUUAACCUCAACGAUUGUUGCUAUUUAUUUCUGAGUAAGAUUAAUUGAUCGUAAACACCGUGCAGCGAACACAUUUCUCGCUGCUCGAUUAUGAAUCCUGAUAUUCAACAAAAGAUAAUCAAGUUCGAAACGUUUAUCAAUGAUGUGUUGAAAGAAGAUCUGGCCCAGUUAGAGCAGAAACUGGAUUCGAAGAAUGCAGAUGUUGCAGAGUUCCUCCAGUUAAAGACUAUGAUAAACACUCUUGAAAGUAAUGGCCUUGAUAAGAGUGGAUUUAAAACACAAGUAGAUAUUGGACAGAAUUUCUUUAUCGAAGCACAAGUUCCUGAUGCCUCUACCAUUCUGCUGGACGUUGGCUUGGGUCAUUACGUUGAAUUUUCCCUGAACGAUGCCUUAGCUGUUAUCAAUGUUAGAAUCAAACUAUUGGAAAAGCAGAUUGCAAAUCUUCGCAAGGAGAUAGCAAGGACAAACGCUCACAUCAAGCUGAUCCUCCUAGGCAUCAGGGAACUGGAAGGAUUCGACAAAGAUUGAUUGCCAAAUUUUUCAUAACUUUGCACACAACUUUAUCUGUACAUAUUUCUGUAUUAAACACUUGUACAUAUUAGAUAUAUAUAAAUAAAUAAUAGAUCACAUGAAA
Molecule: messenger RNA, 806 nt
Organism: Ceratina calcarata
Lineage: Eukaryota; Metazoa; Arthropoda; Insecta; Hymenoptera; Apidae
Gene: Uxt
Product: Uxt prefoldin-like subunit
Exons: 2
Coding region: 263-700 (145 amino acids)
Biological process (GO): positive regulation of transcription by RNA polymerase II; negative regulation of transcription by RNA polymerase II
Cellular component (GO): mediator complex
Molecular function (GO): transcription corepressor activity
Source: RefSeq, a predicted model, not a curated record